Molecule: messenger RNA, 3128 nt
Organism: Aedes aegypti (yellow fever mosquito)
Lineage: Eukaryota; Metazoa; Arthropoda; Insecta; Diptera; Culicidae
Exons: 9
Coding region: 614-2260 (548 amino acids)
Source: RefSeq, a predicted model, not a curated record
GCAAUGGAACAGUUUUUCCUUAGCUCUCCCGUAGGUUAGAUGGCUUGUUUUAGUGUGGUUUUAGGUGUUCGUUCUGAGGAAAUGAAAAGUUUGAUGUUUUAGCCAAUUUUAUAUCUCGAUUUUGUACGGUCGCCUUUCUUGACGGUCCUAUUGUAGGUUAUUGUUAAUCAAUUGGAAAAUCGUUGGGGAAGCUUUCUAGAUUAAUGGCACUGCGAGGACAGUGGAAAAUUAAUGCGUCAAGUGGAUGAGAAAAAGCGUGAAACAAGUGGCGAAGUAUGGUGACAAGCUAUGAAGAAUUAGUUCAAUGUUGUGAGCCUUGAGAGGAUUACAUAAAUUUUGUUUGCCCUACCAGUGGGGGGUCGGGAAGGAACGCAAGGCUUCGAGGGGAAUAGUGUGAAGGUAGUUAUACCACAGUAAUACCCGAGAGAGUGCAAUGUAUCGAAGUGUUUCAGCAAAUUGAUAGCUUGGUACAACAGGAACAUAAUAGUGCACAGGAUAAGCGGCGAGAAUUAUUUUCUAUUUUUAUACCUCUGCGGAUGAUUCUUGAUCCUGCGGUGGCCAACGUGCUGAGAGUGAAAUUCAUCAAUCGGAGUGCUUUCCAGUAACAACAGCAAUGGAUAUUGCAGCGUUUGCAUCGACUAUGGCCACCAAGGCAAGGGACCGAGCGAGUCAACCGAAUGACCUGACCAGUGGGGAAACGUCUGGUUCGCUUAAUGGAGCCACUAUGGCCGAUGCCCGAGCGACCAAGCUCAAAUCGUUCAUGGGUAAAACACCAAGCGCAAUCAAGUCGAAGUUUUUAUCAGUUCUGGGUAAUAGCACCGAAAUCAUCAAUGGAAUAUCGAAUAAGAUCGACGCGGCGCUAAGUUUAUCGUCCUCAGAGGACACUGAAACGACGGAGCACCGAAAUCAGGCAAAGGUAGACAAUAUGCUGCGGAAAAAGUAUGAAGCGGCACAGUGGAAGCACCCAGAUGAUCACACCGAGAGUCAUCAAAUAGAUUUUGAACUUCGUCGAGCCAAGGAGAGAAGAGCCCACGAAGAAGUGCUCUCGGGCCGCUAUAGAAAUCCAGCAUUUAGCCAUCCAACACCUAAUGGUAGUAUACAACCGGCGCCACCCAUGGAACGGCCCCCAUCAAACAGUUUUAGCACUGAGUUUAGCCAUAGUAAUUAUAGUAACAAUUCAUGUUCGAUCGAUUCGAAAUCACCUCAACCCCCUCCAGAUGGAGAUAGCGACGUGGCAUUGGAAGUGGCCUCAAAAUCCGUACCAGCAGUGGAAGCAGUUCCGUCCUGUAAGGACUUCGUUAGAGAACCAAAAAUUGGUAUUCCCAGCAGUGCCUCCACCAGUGACAAUGAGUCCUGUGUGCUUAGUGCGACCCUGGAAUCUUCCGAGUUGAAGAUGUGGAUUCGGUCGGAGUCGGAAAAUUCGGUACCAUCUUGGGCAUCGUCGAUCAGUUUAGACAGCCAGUCAGAGGAAGCCAUACUCGAUUUUAUGAAACGGUUUGUGAAAAUCCUCUUCCGAGAAAGCUCAUCCAUAACGUUGGAGCUCAAGUCGGACUUUGGACAAUAUGCGAGGACAGAAACUGGUCGACUAUGGUUCUCCCGUUUGGUGAACGCACAAAGAGCAAAGUCCAAGCGAGUGGAUGAAUCAACAUUCUACUCGCUGAUUCAAUACUUUGCAAUCAUUCUAUUUGAGUGUGCUGAAAGCGAAGAUUUUUCACCGGCAAAAACUCUGAUGAACAUGUGCUUUACAUUUUACCAUGAUAUUGAUGUUCCUGGUUGUGAACCGUACCGCGAGUAUUUGUACACGUACCUUCGGGAUCAGCCUAUUUGGCAUUCGUUACGCUUCUGGAAUGCAGCCUUUUUCGAUGCUCUACGGACGGAGCGUCAGCACCAUCCGGUUCCGCCUACGAAGGUAACCUCCAUGACGAGUACGGUAUCGCAACAGCAGAAUAAAAGCGAUGAGGCGACCAGCAGUAAUACCCUCGUGGUGCCUGAAAACGAGCGAUCCUCGUCUACCAGUGCCUGUGAUCGAACGGAUCCUUUUGAGUUACAUGAGGACAAAAAGUACCAUCAAAAUCUUAGCUUUGGACAACUAGGGAGUUUCACGUGUAAUAUGCACGCUUUUGGGUUAAGCCGAGAACUUUGUUAUGAAUUUCUGAUGAAACAGUGUGUUAUUGCAAACCUCAAUAAUGAGCAACAAAAAUUACUCAAGGACAACGUUGACCGGAUGUAUCGUGAAACCGACCCAUGGCGUGAAAACUAGAGAACUAGCUCUACAAAAACACCAAGGAACAAGUGGCUGUUAUCAAGUGUUUCAGAGUAGAUAUCUGAUUUUUUGGCUUUAAUUCACUACAAUUCACUUAUGAUUUUCCUCCUAAUCUUAAACAGUUGUAUAUUCUUCAUAUAAAAAUGUUGAUUAAUUUUAAAAAUUGCUACAAACUUAACCGUUUAACCCAGUGGUUACCAAAUCUCGAACAGCAAAAAGAUGAAGCUUUAUUAAUUGAUAGAGAGCAAGAGGACAGAGUUUGUGAUAUAUUUGUGAUUUUAGCCGAGGAGCACCUGUUGAUACUGUUAAGUUGUUUGUAUUUUUAUAGAGUGGAGAAAGAGACUUUAAAUCGAUGAAUAACACAUAGCUGGUUUACUACAAGAACAACAAUUUAGGCCACAACCCGUUGAAGAACGUAACUACUAGAAGAUAUAGAUUGAUAAGUAUUUUCUAUACAUUCCUGUCUCGAAGAAAUGGAAAUAAGCAAAUAAAAUAUCUUAUCUUAAAACAUUCUCAACCCCUUAGGAUGGGUAGUAUUGUGGGUGAAAUGGAAAAGCAUUGUUAAACAAGAUGUGACAAUAAAGCAUGCAAUUAAGGUUGUAAUGCUUGGCGGUAGUAAAAAGAUUCAGUAAGCUUGCAGCGAGACACGGAGUGUCAUUUAUUAUUCAAACCGCUUUUAGUAGUUUUAUUAAAGAUAAGAUAAUGCAAUGACGACAAGCAAUAGUUCUAAGUGAAAUGUGAUUGGAUUGCAUGAUAAGGGUCUAAAAUACUGAUGAUUGACGUUUCCAACUCUGCAAAUUGUGUUACAUGUGAUGAGUAGUACUGUGGAAGGAGAAAAAAUAAAUUUGAAUUUGACCAACCAUUA